AUGAAGGUGGAAGAUCAGUCUAGUCCCAAGGACGAGGAUAUCCUCAGCCAAACACAAGAUCCGUUGGAAAGAAGGAGAUUACAGAACCGCCUUUCUCAAAGAAACCACCGUCGCAAGAUCAGAGAGCGCAUUGCAAAACUCCAAGAGCGCGUCAUCGCCAACGAACUCAGAGCUGCAGCUGCGCUUAACGGAUGGGAUCAGGCAUAUAACCCUUCCCUGUUCCAAAGAUCUCACUCAUCAUCCUCAGAGAAUAAUUUUAGGUUCAUCUCACGAGAUGUCUCCCCUUUGAUCCCAGACCAAUGUACUUCGUUCAUGCCAUCAUAUCCCCUGUUCUCGCAAUCAUGGCCAAACGACUUCAACACAUUCCCACAACAUGGGUAUCCUGGCGAUCUAUCCCAAUUUAACGGGGUCAGCGAAGCAAGUCCUAUAUCUCCUAUAACAAGUGUUUCAGCACAACCAAACAACGCCAUCUCAUCACCCAGCUCCGGUAUCGGUGGGGAUACAUAUCAGGAAAUGAUAGGUACCCCAGAGGCCUUGAUACCAGACUCCAUGUCUACAUCGCCGCCCAAUCAGCCGCUGUACUACGUUGCGACUGAAGCCGCAUUGCCUCAAAUAAUUCAGGUCAUCAACACCAUGUCUCCCGAGUACAAAGUGAUUGUUCUGGUUCCUCCAGAGUCUCCGGCGUCGGCUUCUAUGCCUUCUUUUCCUUCGCCAACCUCUUCUUAUAGUGCUGCUCAUAAUGGGUCGGAUCAUGGUCCUCCAGCACAACAGCCUAACUCACAAAAUCUGAGUUGUUUGUGUUAUCCUCAGAAUAUGCAUUCUGGACCUCCUGUGCACCCACCUUCAAGGCCAUGGAUUGGCGGGGGCUCAUACUCCCAAAUGUGUCCUUUGCACAAGGCAAAUUCAGUCGCCCCUAGGGGGGCUUUUCCUGUUAGGAUGCUGUGA
Penicillium vulpinum is the source of this 945-nucleotide messenger RNA. RefSeq names its product transcription factor xanC (gene xanC). Gene Ontology annotation, molecular function: DNA-binding transcription factor activity. Gene Ontology annotation, biological process: regulation of DNA-templated transcription. The transcript has 3 exons. Lineage: Eukaryota; Fungi; Ascomycota; Eurotiomycetes; Eurotiales; Aspergillaceae. The record is from RefSeq and is a predicted model, not a curated record. Bases 1 to 945 code for a protein of 314 amino acids.